This is a messenger RNA of Myotis daubentonii (Daubenton's bat), 1114 nucleotides long. It is a transcript of the gene SNU13, whose product is annotated as small nuclear ribonucleoprotein 13. NCBI's taxonomy places the organism in Eukaryota, Metazoa, Chordata, Mammalia, Chiroptera, Vespertilionidae. Gene Ontology annotation, molecular function: RNA binding. Gene Ontology annotation, cellular component: ribonucleoprotein complex; nucleolus. Gene Ontology annotation, biological process: ribosome biogenesis. The record is from RefSeq and is a predicted model, not a curated record.
UUCAGUGACAUCACUUCCGCUUCCGGCCGCACGCGCGGCCAUUUCCACUACUUCCGUGAGACUUUGCGGUGGAUUGAGCGCUCCUUCUCUGACGUCGGUCGGCGGCGCGUCCUGAGGGGAGGCGAGCCCGCGGCACCGCAGCGAUGACUGAGGCUGAUGUAAAUCCGAAGGCCUACCCUCUCGCAGAUGCCCACCUCACCAAAAAACUACUGGACCUCGUUCAGCAGUCGUGUAACUACAAGCAGCUUCGAAAAGGAGCCAAUGAGGCCACCAAAACCCUUAACAGAGGCAUCUCUGAGUUCAUUGUGAUGGCGGCAGACGCAGAGCCCCUGGAGAUCAUCCUGCACCUCCCGCUGCUGUGUGAGGACAAGAACGUGCCCUACGUGUUUGUGCGCUCCAAGCAGGCGCUGGGGCGGGCCUGCGGGGUCUCCAGGCCCGUCAUCGCCUGUUCUGUCACCAUCAAAGAAGGCUCCCAGCUGAAGCAGCAGAUCCAGUCCAUUCAGCAGUCCAUUGAAAGGCUCUUAGUCUAAACCGUGGCCUCUGCCACGCUCUCUUGCCUCCUCCCCCUCGGUUGUGUAUCAUAUUGUCUGUGUUACCAUGUAGGAUUUCCAGCUACCUUCUAUUGUUAUAAAAUAUUGUAGUAGUAAAUCUUUUUAUAUUUUUGAAUUGUUUUUGUUUUGUCGUAUAGAUUAUCAUCCCCACACCCACCCCACCCCUAACCCUCCUCUUCCACUUUUCCUCUGCUAUCUUUCCUCACUUUGAAAAAUGAACUAAGCCCAGAACAGGUAGAAGCAGAGUGGUGACACCAUUCAAAAGCAGGAAAGAGCCAGGGUAGAGAGAUCCGGUUCCAGCUUUGAGGCACUAACUCCCUUUUGUGUACAGGGCAUGGUGAAGUAGACACCACCCACUUGAUCUCCCUGUGCCUGGCAUACAGAAUCAUUCCAUACAUGAUCCCGGGGUUCCUUUGCUCUCUAGGGUACUAUGCAUCAUUUGAGGAAGAAACAUGUAUCCUGUGAGGUAGGUAGUUGUAUGCCCAAGUGUCAUUUAUUAAUGUACCCCUACCGUUUGCUUUUGAAAAUAUAUUUCCUUCCCCCCUCACCCUCCAGUCCCCCCC